Molecule: messenger RNA, 387 nt
Organism: Effrenium voratum
Lineage: Eukaryota; Dinophyceae; Suessiales; Symbiodiniaceae
Source: the annotation of a GenBank genome assembly
AUGCGGUUGCUGGUGGGCCGAGAGACCUCCAUUUUGCUUGUGGGAUCCUUUGUCUUCAACUUCACGGUUGGCGUUACAGAGGGGCCGGAGGUGGUCUUCUUCAAGGACUACUUCGGCUACACCCAGAACGACAUGUCGGACCUGCUGCUGGUGAGCUGCAUUGCGGCCUUGGUUCUGACGCCCUUGCUGCCCGCGCUGCAGACCUACCUGGGGCCCAGGCAGAGCUGUGUGGCAGGCUGCAUUGGCAUCGGCCUGACCACGCUGCUAUUGGUGCUCGGCACCGGCAUCCAUUGGAUGCCCGAGCUGGUAGCAGGCUUGUCGGUGGGCCUUUUCGGCAGCAUGACGGGUCUGGGCUUCAUGGCCGUGGUGCACAGCGUGGUGCCCAUG